Molecule: messenger RNA, 1383 nt
Organism: Diversispora eburnea
Lineage: Eukaryota; Fungi; Glomeromycota; Glomeromycetes; Diversisporales; Diversisporaceae
Source: the annotation of a GenBank genome assembly
AUGAACGCAGAAAUUACUCCUGGUGGUAUAAAUAUUACAUAUUCAGAUUGUCCAGGAGAAAGAGAGUUUCCUUUUGAAACUAAACCACCGAUUUCAGAUAGUAAAGGAGUCAUAUCAUAUUUUGAGAGAAUCGGAAAUGAGAAUCCAAAAGCUGAACAUUGGUUAAAAAAGUUAGGUGAAGUACUUGCCUCAUACCUAUAUAAAACUUUCAACAUUAAAGUACCUGAAGGAUUUCCUGAUGGAUACGUUUUGUUUCAGAAUGUAAAGAACUAUGCUAAUGGUACAACUAGAAAUGAUAGAUAUCUUUAUGGAAGGUAUCGAUUUAGAUCUACCAAUGAAUUUUCACCUCAUAUGUUUUGGCUAGUAUCCGAUAAAUCUCAACCUUGUUCAUGUCAAUAUUGUACAGGAAGUGGUGGUGGUUCAAGAAAACGUCAUGCUUCAAAUAAUUUCCAACAAAAAACACCAAAACGAACAAAAGUUCAAUCAAAACCAAAAUUUGAUUCUUCCGAACAAGUAAUUCAAACAGUUUAUAGACGUGGUGAAAUAGUUUGGGUUGAUUUAACCAAGACAGAUGAUGAAAGUCUACAACAAAUAGCCAAAGAAAAUAUUGAUAAUAUUUCAACCAGAUAUUGGCCAGGAAUCAUAUAUUUACGGGAGAAAAGAAACAUAUCUCAAAAUAUAUCUCGAAAUAAAUCUCCCGCGAGUGAUACAACAAGCAAUUCCGAUGAUUCUUAUAUUACUAAUAAAGUGGUUUAUUUGGUUAAAUUAUUAAUGUUGAAACAAAAAGUUUAUACUGAUAGGAAAACAAUAGCACCAUGGCUUACUCGUACACGUGAUAUACCAGAUGAUUAUUCGAAAGCAAUUCAAAAAAUUAAGAUAAUUGUUGACUCAUAUACACCAAUGAAUUCAUAUAAAUAUAAAGAAUCAUCUCGUCGUUUAGCUGAAAUUAAGGAUUCUAAGGAAAGAAAACGUCUUCAAGAAAUGGAAAAAUUUCCUCACUAUAAUGCAAUUUUAUUUGGAACAGAAUUAAUUUGCGUUGAGGAUAUAGUACGAUUGACUACCGUUACUGAAAUGUCUGAAAAUAUUAAUAUGGAACCAAAAUUUCUUAAAAUUUCAAGUAUUUAUGAACACAACAAAAAAGGAAUUCAAUUUACUGGGGAUGGAUUCCUUAGAGGUAAAUUACUUAAUGAAAAAGGGAAAAGGUCAAUUAAUGAUUUCACUUGGAUCCCUUUAAAUAAAGACAAUGAAGAGUAUACAGUUGAUUUAGCCGAUAUAGCAGGUAGAUUUUAUGUAGCAUAUCCUAAUAUUGAAGAAAUUAUGCAAAGCCAAUCUUUUCUAAAGUUGAAAGAUAGAUGGACAAUCUUGGGAAAUGAAUGUUUAUAA